AUGGCAGUAGUAAAAGAAAAAGCUCCAGCUAAAUUAAGUCCUAUUGAAAGCUUUGCUCUCAGUGCUGUUGCUGCUGUUGUUGCAAACACAGCAGCUGCACCUAUUGAACGUGUACAAUUACUUCUUCAAUGCCAAGGUGAAAUGCUUAAACAAGGUACAAUCAGCCGACCCUACACUGGCAUGAUUGAUUGUAUCAGACAAACCUUCAGAAGUGAAGGUCUUAUUUCAUUUUGGCGAGGUAAUUUAGCCACUUGUAUUCGAUACUUUCCCACCCAGGCUAUGAAUUUUGCCUUCAAAGAUCACAUCAAAACAAUGUUUAAACAAAAUAAAGACGAUCCAUAUAUGGUUAAUUUUGCCAAAAAUGUAGCAAGUGGUGGUGUAGCUGGUACUUUAUCAUUAAGUUUUGUGUAUUCACUUGAUUAUGCCCGCACACGUUUAGCUAAUGAUGUUAAAAGUAUAAAGAACGGAGGUGAUGGACGUAAAUACAAUGGUCUUGUUGAUGUCUACAGAAAAACUUUUGCUUCCGAUGGUAUUGUCGGUCUUUACCGUGGUUUUGUUAUUUCAUGUGUUGGUAUCUUUGUCUAUCGUGGUUGUUACUUCGGACUUUAUGACACAUUGAGACCAAUGGUAGUUAGACGUGAUCCCGAUUUAACGCAUUUAGCUAUACUUGGUUAUAGUGUCACAUUUACAUCAGGUCUUAUUUCUUAUCCAAUUAAUACUAUUCGACGACGUAUGAUGAUGACAUCAGGUGAAGCAGUUAAAUAUAAAGGUGCAAUGGAUUGCAUGUUCCAAAUCAUACGAAACGAAGGACCAACAGGCUUAUUUAAAGGAUUUCAGGUCAUUGUUCUCAGAGCUGUCACUGGUGCUGUUCUUUUACCUGCUUUCGAUAAACUAGUCCAACUUUAUAUUGGCAUCACCGUUGAUACUAAAACAAGUGGUUAA
Molecule: messenger RNA, 942 nt
Organism: Didymodactylos carnosus
Lineage: Eukaryota; Metazoa; Rotifera; Eurotatoria; Philodinida; Philodinidae
Source: the annotation of a GenBank genome assembly